GGUUGUUUUUUUGAAGAGCAUUUUUAAUUGCCUUUUUCCCCCCCAUAGGCGCCUUGGUGCUGAAUUGGGCAAAUCUGUGGUCUAUCAAGAGACCAAUGGAGAAACAAGAGUGGAAAUAAAAGAAUCGGUUCGUGGCCAAGAUAUUUUCAUUAUACAGACAAUACCCAGAGACGUGAACACAGCUGUGAUGGAGCUUCUGAUCAUGGCAUACGCACUGAAGACCGCCUGUGCCAGGAACAUUAUCGGGGUCAUCCCGUACUUCCCCUACAGCAAGCAGAGCAAGAUGAGGAAGCGGGGCUCCAUCGUGUGCAAGCUGCUGGCGUCCAUGCUGGCGAAGGCAGGUUUAACUCACAUUAUCACUAUGGAUCUUCAUCAAAAGGAAAUACAAGGCUUUUUCAGCUUUCCCGUGGACAACCUUAGAGCCUCACCUUUCCUGCUUCAGUAUAUCCAGGAAGAAAUUCCAAAUUACAGGAAUGCAGUCAUUGUAGCUAAGUCUCCUGAUGCUGCCAAAAGGGCCCAGUCAUACGCUGAGAGACUGCGUCUGGGGUUGGCUGUGAUCCACGGAGAGGCUCAGUGCACAGAGCUGGACAUGGACGACGGUCGCCAUUCUCCCCCGAUGGUCAAAAAUGCUACUGUCCAUCCGGGUCUGGAGUUGCCGUUGAUGAUGGCCAAAGAGAAGCCACCGAUAACUGUAGUUGGAGAUGUUGGCGGGCGCAUCGCGAUCAUAGUGGAUGACAUUAUUGACGAUGUGGAAAGUUUUGUUGCUGCUGCGGAGAUCCUGAAAGAGAGAGGUGCUUACAAGAUCUACGUCAUGGCCACUCACGGCAUCCUAUCAGCGGAGGCCCCCCGCCUCAUCGAGGAGUCCUCCAUUGACGAGGUCGUGGUGACGAACACGGUCCCUCACGAGGUGCAGAAGCUGCAGUGUCCCAAGAUAAAGACCGUGGAUAUCAGUCUGAUUCUCUCUGAAGCGAUUCGGAGAAUCCACAAUGGGGAGUCCAUGGCGUACCUUUUCCGAAACAUCACCGUGGAUGACUAGCUGUCGCCGUUGCCUUGACCGCGGAACUCCUGAGGAAAACGUGUGGAGAGCCGUGCCAUCAACUUACGUACACAGUGUUUCCUCUCGAGGGAGGCAUGGAAGUAGCCUGAAGUCAGAUAGUCUGUCUCACCCAGUUGGGUAGGUAGGAGCCAUUAAGAUAGUCAAGGGGAAGACAGAGCUAAUGGAUAAACGGCCUUAAAUGUCUGCCAUCACCAUCCUGGUCCUUAAACAAAAGUUAGUUUUCUGAAAAGAAUUCCCAAAUUUUGUUGAUACUGAAAAGGAGUUAAGGGCAGAUGGUCCGAGCUCUUUAAUAUUGGGCUAUUUCCACUGCAGGGAAAUGUGUGUCAACGUUGAACUUGGUUAGGGAAGCUGAGUGCCCUGGUACUGUUUCCAGGCUAGUUGUCCUCUCCCCAGUCAGCCUCACGUACAUCUUUUGUAGAAAACCCUGUUUUUCUUUGAGAAGCUGCCGUGCCUACAGCCACCGAACAACAAAGCCUUUGUGGCAUUACCCCAGCGAGGAGGUCAGAUUAGAGAGUAGCCCCCUAUCUCUGGAUCCCUGCGAAGCUCUACAAUGGCAAAUAAAAGAGUUUGUUGUCUUGCAA
Molecule: messenger RNA, 1638 nt
Organism: Lontra canadensis (Northern American river otter)
Lineage: Eukaryota; Metazoa; Chordata; Mammalia; Carnivora; Mustelidae
Gene: PRPSAP1
Product: phosphoribosyl pyrophosphate synthetase associated protein 1
Exons: 9
Coding region: 188-1036 (282 amino acids)
Biological process (GO): 5-phosphoribose 1-diphosphate biosynthetic process; purine nucleotide biosynthetic process
Cellular component (GO): ribose phosphate diphosphokinase complex; cytoplasm
Molecular function (GO): magnesium ion binding; ribose phosphate diphosphokinase activity
Source: RefSeq, a predicted model, not a curated record